Molecule: messenger RNA, 1166 nt
Organism: Motacilla alba alba
Lineage: Eukaryota; Metazoa; Chordata; Aves; Passeriformes; Motacillidae
Product: NAD(P)(+)--arginine ADP-ribosyltransferase 2-like
Exons: 1
Coding region: 1-750 (249 amino acids)
Molecular function (GO): NAD+ poly-ADP-ribosyltransferase activity; NAD+-protein-arginine ADP-ribosyltransferase activity
Source: RefSeq, a predicted model, not a curated record
AUGGCCCUCCUGGCUCACUCUCUGGCGCUGCUGGCAAUGACCGUGGCCACCGUGGCCAUCAAGGUGGUGCCCCUGGACAUGGCCCGGGAUUCCUUUGAUGACCAGUACCGGGGCUGUGGCCCUGCCAUGAUUGCAGCGUUGCCAUCACUCUACAGCUUCGAGUACCAGAAGAAUCCUCGCUUUGCCAAUGGCUGGGUGAAGGCCGAGGCUGAGUGGCACAAGCGGGGCUCUCCUGUGUCCCCUCUGGCGUCCCAGUGGCAGGCCGUGGCUCUCCUGGCAUACACGUCACAGCAUGUGUACAUGGAGUUCAACGCUGCCGUGCGUGCAGCUGGGCGCUCCCUCCAGGAAUACCGGAACAACUUCCACUUCAAAAUGCUGCAUUUCCUGCUGACUGAUGCCCUGGUGACACUGAGGCACGCUCAGAAAACGAAGUGUCACCACGUGUUCCGGGGUGUGCGUGACAUUCGUUUCCAGGCACGGCGUGGCCAGAGGGUCCGGUUUGGUCAAUUCACAUCGACUUCGUCCCGAAAAGAGGUUGCGCUGCACUUUGGGAAAGACACUAUUUUUGAGGUGCACACGUGCCAUGGCGUGGACAUCCAGCAGUUUUCCAUGUAUCCAGGGGAGGAGGAGGUGCUGAUCCCACCCUUCGAGACCUUUGAGGUCACAAAAGUCACCCAGAAUGGGAGGAGGACAUGGAUCAGUCUCCGCUCCGCCGGGACAUUCAGCAAAUACAACUGCGAGUGGCAGUGAGGUGACAGCACAGGGGACAGUCUGGCACGGUGGGGACACCAUCCACUGUGGCCCUGGGGACACCCAUGAUAAGGCACAGGGGACAAUGAUACUCGCUGGGCAUGGUAGACUGGGACACCUACAGUGUUUGGGAGGGGAAGGACACCCAGUUCUGGUGACACCAAGUUUGGGGGGCACCCACUGUGGGCAUGGGGACAGGAAUGCCCAUGAAAGGUCACCGGGAUUGGGAUUCCCACUUCUGGGAGGGGACAGUGACACGAACACCUCAGCCAAGGGAGGACAGAGACUGGGCCCCACCCAUACUGACCCUAUCCCUCCCUUCCAAAGGUAGUGCUGGGGGGACACGCCCUGUGUGCUGGACACAGGUGAGGCCGGGCCCUACGUGGCACUCUCUGAACCUCUGUUACACCCUGUCA